GACCUACUGACCAAGGCCGGGUACAUCUACCAGUCCUCCUCUGGUAUCUAUACUCUGCUGCCGAUGGGUCAGCGGGUGCUGACCAAGAUCUCAGCCAUCAUCGAUGAGGAGAUGCAGCGCGUCGGUGGCCAAAAGCUGUCGAUGCCCACAUUGCUCACCCCGGACAACUGGAAAAAGACAGGGCGGUGGGAUUCGACGGGCGAGGAGCUGUUCACGCUGAAGGAUCGAAAGACGUCGACGCUGAUUCUGGGUCCGACACACGAAGAGGAGGUCACGGCGAUUGUCAAGGACAUGGUCAGAAGUUACAGGCAGUACCCGCUGCGUCUGUACCAGAUCACGCGAAAGUUCCGAGAUGAGGCAAGGCCCCGUGCGGGGCUCCUGCGGGGCCGUGAGUUUGUCAUGAAGGACAUGUACUCGUUUGAUGUGACCAAAGAAGAAGCCAUCGGCACAUUUGAGGCAUUGGAGGCGGCAUAUAGGCGGUGCUUUGACCGGAUUGGCGUGCCGUACAUGGUGGCUGAUGCGGACUCGGGCAACAUUGGAGGGUCGCUGUCGAAGGAAUUCCACUUUGCUAAUCCCUCGGGCGAAGACACCGUGUACGAGUGCAAGGGCUGUGGAUAUACGGCGAACGAGGAGCGGGCAUGCAGUAAAGUGGCUGGCAGUGGGCAUGCUACGUAUAUUGCCAAGGUUCUUGAGGGCGACAAGGUGGUCAUGAGCCGGCGGGUGGUCGUCCCCGAAUCGCACGAGCCCAGCGCCAUAAAGGUCAGGCAGGUGCUGCCGAUUGCGCCCGACCAGCGGCUGGAAUUCGAGCUAGCCAUGGACGCUGCGUGUGGCGAGCCGGCCUUGGUGGACGUGUGCGUGAGCAAUGUCGAUGGGCAGCGGGGUGACUGGCACGUGGCAAAAUCGGGCGACCCGUGCGCAAAAUGCGACCACGGCGUACUGACACCCAGCAAGGCGAUCGAGGUGGGCCACAUCUUUUAUCUGGGCGAAAAGUACUCGAAGGCAAUGGACCUGAGCGUGCUGCACCAGGGCAAGCGUGGGCUCGUGCAGAUGGGGUGCUACGGUAUUGGCGUUACGCGCAUCCUGCAGGCAUCCGUCGAGUGCUGCAAUGAAGACGGCCGGGGCGUGCGCUGGCCGCUGGCAAUUGCCCCGUACCUGGCCAGCGUGGUUCCGCUGACCAGCAGCGAGCGGGCGGCAGAGAUAUACGGGAUGCUGCAGGGCACUGCUCGGUUCAAGGACAACGUCCUGGUGGAUGACCGCGAGUACCUGAGCCCGGGAUUCCGCCUCAACGAUGCGCAGCUGCUGGGGAUUCCAGUCACUGUGGUGCUGGGCAAGCGGUUUGCCGAGACCGAGGAGGUCGAGGUGCAGCUGCGG
Molecule: messenger RNA, 1371 nt
Organism: Linderina pennispora
Lineage: Eukaryota; Fungi; Kickxellomycota; Kickxellomycetes; Kickxellales; Kickxellaceae
Product: prolyl-tRNA synthetase
Exons: 1
Biological process (GO): prolyl-tRNA aminoacylation
Cellular component (GO): cytoplasm; mitochondrion
Molecular function (GO): ATP binding; proline-tRNA ligase activity
Source: RefSeq, a predicted model, not a curated record